AAUCAAAAUUAAAGAUUCAUUGCAUUAUAAAAGUAGGUAUACAGUUUUUGAAAUUUAAAAAAAAAAUUGUUUCAAAUUUAAAAAUUAUUUAACAAAAAGGAUAGGUAUACUUGUAAAUGUAAAUUUUUAACAUGGAAAAUAAUAAUAUUUACAAAAGUGAUUGCAAAAAUGAUAUCACAUAAAAUCAAUUACAUCUUUAAUGCAAGAGUUGAACAAAUUAUUCCAAUCCUAGAUAAGCGCACUUGAGAUAUUAAUUAUUAUUUUCUCAAAAGAAUAAAAACAAGUUGUUCAUUUCAUGACCAUUUAGCUUCCUCAACAUAUAAAAUAUAAAUUCGUGACGUAAUUCACUUACAAAAUUCUAGCUACCUCCUCGCGGUGCAUCUUGGAAACAAUAUCAUUAAAUUCUUUAUUUCAAGCUUUAUUAAACAAUUUCAAUAAAUUCAAAAAAUUAAAAAAUUUUAAAUGUACUUUGAUGAUAUUGGCUAAAAUCCAAUCAAACAUAUAAAAUAUUUACUAAAGUUAAUAAUAUAUUCAUUACUUCAUUUUAGGUACAAAUCUCCAUGAAAACCAAAUUAUGAUUUUUCAAAAGCAUAACAAUCAAAGCAUACAUUCUUCUUAAGGAAAUUUCUUUUUGAUGCAGCAAGAUAUAUUCAUAAAUUAAAUGUAAUUAUAUUGCGGUUUGCAAACUUUUGCAAUUCGAAAUGAUUCGAAUUUUCUGUUGUUGAGUCGAUUAAUGUUCGGUUCGAUUAAAUACACACCUCUAUUUCAUAUGCAAAUUGCUUCUUUUUUUAUGAUAGAAUAAUCAUUUAAAAAUAUUAAUAUUAAAUAAAUUAUGAAAAAAUACAAAAUUUGAAUUUUUUGUGAAAAAGAAAAAUUUCUAUUUUGCUUAUUGUGACUAUUAAUUAUUAGAAGAUUAAAUUCAACUGUGCUUAUAGUUGAGAACUUUCUUGUAUUACUUUUCAAUGCGUUUAAAAUUAGAUUCAUGUCUCCAUGGUUACUUGUGUUUUUUUAAGUAAACAUACACAACUCUACAAGAAAAAUUGAAAUGCAACUUCAUUUCAUUCCACGCCAACAAGUAAACCGUUCAGUGCUUUUUAUUUUUAUUGACUAUACUAUUCUAAUUGAUCUGAAAAUAUGGCUUUAAAUCUAAAACUCGAUCUACCAAGUGGAUAUGAAAUGCCAGUUUUGGGAUUUGGAACUUGGCAGGUAGCUGAAGAGGAAAUUAUACCUGCUUUAGAUAUUGCUUUGCAAGCGGGCUACAGACAUAUAGAUUGUGCCGCUUACUAUCAAAACGAAAAAGCAGUGGGAAAGGUUUUAAAAGAGUGGAUCGAUUCGGGAAAAGUUACAAGAGAAGAGCUCUUCAUCGUUACUAAAUUGCCUCCCACAGGAAAUGAUGCGAAUAAAGUGGAAAAAUGGUUGACAGAAUCUUUGGAAAACUUGCAACUGGACUACUUGGACAUGUAUUUAAUUCACAACCCUGUUGGAUUUGAAGAAGUUGAGGGAGAACUAUAUGCACUAGAUGAAAAUGGAGAUGUUAGAUUGGACAUGUCAACUGAUCAUUUGGCUCUGUGGGCCGAAUUAGAAAGACACGUCGAGGCGGGAAGCACUCGAUCAAUUGGUGUAUCCAAUUUCAAUGAAUCUCAAAUAACAAGAAUUCUUGAUUCCUGUAAGAUACCUGUUUCAAAUCUUCAAAUUGAGCUACACGUUUACUUUCAACAAAACGAUUUAGUUGCAUUUUGCAAGGAAAAAGGAAUUGCUGUCACUGCAUACUCUCCAUUAGGCUCGAGAGGAACUGUCAGACUUUUAGGGAAAACAGAAAUUCUCCCAGAUUUACUGCUAAAUUCAACUGUCCAAGAAAUAGCGAAAAAGCACAAUAGAACUUGUGCUCAAAUACUGCUUCGCCAUAUUCUCCAAAAAGGUGUAGCAGUCAUUCCAAAAAGUCAAAAUCCAGAAAGAAUAUACGAAAACUUUGAUGUGUUGGAUUGGGAACUUGAUUCAGAAGACGUAAUAGAAUUGGAUAAUUUGGAUAAGGGACCUGAGGCAAGAAUUUGCGAUUUCGCCGCUUUCUUUAAAGGUUUUGAAAGGCAUCCUGAAUGUCCGUAUUAAAUUAUUAUUAUUAUUAUUAUUAUUCUCUUAUAAAUGUUAUUACUGUGUUGUUAUUGUGAAUUACAAAAAUGUAUUUUAGCUUACACGUAUUUAUUAAUUGUUGUUAAUGAAUAUAGAUAUACGCAUUAUCUUGCCAAGUGCGGUAAAUGUAUUACUGCGUCGCAUUUCAAAAUAUAUAUAAUUAUGUACUUUGUAAAGUUGUUAUAAUAAAUAUAUGCUUUAUUUGGAAAAUUAUUUAUUGAUACGAUAA
Molecule: messenger RNA, 2356 nt
Organism: Leptopilina heterotoma
Lineage: Eukaryota; Metazoa; Arthropoda; Insecta; Hymenoptera; Figitidae
Product: 1,5-anhydro-D-fructose reductase-like
Exons: 4
Coding region: 1135-2106 (323 amino acids)
Cellular component (GO): cytosol
Molecular function (GO): aldose reductase (NADPH) activity
Source: RefSeq, a predicted model, not a curated record